Molecule: messenger RNA, 843 nt
Organism: Oppia nitens
Lineage: Eukaryota; Metazoa; Arthropoda; Arachnida; Sarcoptiformes; Oppiidae
Product: chromobox protein homolog 1-like
Exons: 4
Coding region: 172-744 (190 amino acids)
Biological process (GO): negative regulation of transcription by RNA polymerase II; chromatin organization
Cellular component (GO): pericentric heterochromatin; nucleus
Molecular function (GO): chromatin binding
Source: RefSeq, a predicted model, not a curated record
AGCAAUGAGUCUAUAGUUUAAUGUUAUUAUUAUAAUAGACUGUAUUAGCGGUUAAGUUCGCCAUUGCUUUCAUUGAACGUCCAAACAGUCUAACAAUCAAUCAAUUGAUUAACUCUUGAUUUUAUAUUAAAUCAUAUUAUAUAUCAUUAAUUGUUUUAAUUAAAGCAAAUCAUGGGAAAGACAAAUAGUAACGAAGAGACCGGUCCGGAACCGAUGGAAGAGGAGGAGGAAGAGUAUGUGGUCGAGAAAAUACUUGACAAAAGGACACGAGGAGGAAGAGUAGAGUAUUACUUGAAAUGGAAGGGAUAUUCUGAAGAAGAUAACACAUGGGAACCGGUAGAGAAUCUGGACUGUCCGGACCUAAUCGCUGAAUAUGAAGAACAAAGAAAGAAAAAGAAAGCCGAAAAUAAAGCUAAAGAAGAUCAGAAGAGUACUACCAGUAAUAAGGAUCCAAAAAGCGUUAAAAAACCCGUCACUGAAAGCGAAAGGAAAAAGAAGAAAUCUGAAGACGAAUCCAAACCCAGAGGUUUCGAUCGCGGAUUGGAUCCCGAAAAGAUUAUUGGAGCCACUGAUGCCUCGGGAGAACUCAUGUUUUUGAUUAAGUGGAAAGAUUCGGAAGAAGCGGACUUAGUUCCGGCAAAACUCGCAAAUGUGAAGUGUCCUCAAGUUGUGAUAAAGUUUUAUGAGGAAAGACUUACGUGGCAUUCAAGUGGUAACGAGGAGGACAAAGAUAAGGCCGAUUAAGUGCACCGUUUGUUUGAUGUCUUAUUUUACUUUCAUUUAUUUUGACCAUUUUUUUUAUUCAUGCCAUUAAAUAAAUAUUUCUUUAUGAAUCCAAAUAUU